AUGUUGGAUGAUGAGACCCAGCUGACGUUGAAUGCCAGCCCCACCCCACCCCAGCCCCACCAGCCCCCUGUUCCUCCCACCUGUUCCUGUUCCCAGCCCCGUACCCCCACCAGCCCUGUUCCCCACCCUGUCUGUUCCCCCCUGUUCCUGCAUCCCACUCCCACUGCCCACCCCACCCCAGCUCCACCUGUUCCCAGCUCCACCCCACCUGUGUCCCCACCCCCAGCUCCAGCCCCCACCUCAGCCCCAGCUCCAGCCCCCAGCCUGUUCACCAGCCUCCUGUUCCAGCCUCCCACCCCACCACUCAGUUCCCCACCCCAACUCCAGCCCCCAGCCUCCUCACUCCUCACCAGCCUCCACCUCAGCCCUGUCUCCCCAGCUCCACCUCUCAGCCCCACCAGCCUCAGCCCCACCUCACCCCUCCUCACCCCACCCCAGCCUCCCCAGCCCAGCCUGUGCUCAGUUCCCCCCACCCCAGAUCCCCACCCCACCAGCCCCUGUUCCCAUCCCACCCCUGCCCACCUGUUCCCACCCUGUUCCACCCCCACCCACCUCACCUGUUCUGUUCCACCCCUGCCCCCACCCACCCCUGUUCCCAGCCACCCAGCCCCACCCCUGUUCCAGCCCUGUCUGUCUGUUCCCCACUCCAGCUCCCACCCCUGUUCCUGUUCCCACCCCUGUCUGUUCCUGUUCACCUCAGCCUCCAGCUCCCAGCCUCCCUGUUCCCACCCCAGCCUCACCCCUGUCUCACCCCUGUUCCCAGCCCCAGCCCCAGCUCCCAGCCCAGCCUGUUCCACCACCUGUUCCCAGCUCCCAGCCCAGCCUCCCACCUCACCUCCCCACCAGCUCCCACCUGCCUCCCAGCCUCACCCCUCAGCCCAGCCCAGCCCCAGCCACUCACUCUGUUCAGCCCCAGCCCCAGCUCCAGCCCCAGCCCACUCUCACCCACCUGUUCCUGUUCCAGCCCACCUCUGCCCCAGCCUCAGCUCCACCCCAGCUCCCACCAGCCCCAGCUCCCACCCCACUCCCAGCCCACUCCCCACCCUGUUCCACCCCAGUUCCCCAGCCCCACUCCAGCUCCACCCCACCCCAGCUCCACCUGUUCCUCACCCUGUUCCAGCCUCUGUUCCCCACUCCAAAUGCCCCAGCUCCCACUCCCAGCCCUGUUCACCACCAGCCCCACCUCCACUCCCAGCCUCACCCUGUUCCAGCCCCUGUUCCUGCCCCCUGUUCCAGCCCCAGCCCCAGCCUCCCCCACCAGCUCCCAGUCCCCAGCCCCAGCUCCCAGCUCCUGUCCUGUUCCUCAGCUCCCACUCCACCCCAGCUCCACUCCACUCCAGCCCCAGCCUCAGCUCCCGACCCCACCCCACCCUGUUCCCAGCUCCCCACUCCACCCCCACUGUCUCCCUGCUCCCAGCCUUCCCAGCUCCCAUCCACUCACCCCUGUUCCCAGCUCACUCCCACUCCCCAGCUCCACCCCACUCCACCCCAGCCCCUGUUCCCAGCCCCAGCCCCCUGUUCUGUUCCUGUUCCCAGGCCCCAUCCUCCCACUCCCAGCCCCAUCCCCCCAGUCCCAGCUCCCAGCCUCACCUUGCUCCAGUCCCCAGCCCUCACACUCAGUCCUCCCAGCCACCAGCCCCACCUGUCCCCAGCCCCAGCUCCCAGCCCCUGUCCAGCCCCACCAGCCCCCAGUCCCCAGCUCACCACCUCAUCCACCUCCCCAGCUCCCAGCUCCCACCUCAGCUCCCAUCCUCAGCUCGCCAGCCAUCAGCUCCCAGCCUGCCCCAGUUCCACCCUGACAUUCCCAGCCUCAGCCUCAGCCUCAGCCUGUCUCAGCCUCCCCAUCCUCAGCCAUCCAGCCCCAGCACCAUUAGCCCCAGCCUCAGCUUUGUAUCCCCAGCUUAG
This is a messenger RNA of Armigeres subalbatus, 1905 nucleotides long. RefSeq lists its product as uncharacterized. Bases 1 to 1905 code for a protein of 634 amino acids. The transcript is spliced from 4 exons. Lineage: Eukaryota; Metazoa; Arthropoda; Insecta; Diptera; Culicidae. The record is from RefSeq and is a predicted model, not a curated record.